Messenger RNA from Hyposmocoma kahamanoa, 1438 nucleotides. RefSeq lists its product as uncharacterized. The record is from RefSeq and is a predicted model, not a curated record. The transcript is spliced from 2 exons. The coding region runs from base 131 to 496 and encodes 121 amino acids. Lineage: Eukaryota; Metazoa; Arthropoda; Insecta; Lepidoptera; Cosmopterigidae.
GAACCACGAUACAAUCUAGUGAUGUGAUUAAAAAACCGGCGAAUAUUUCGCCAAAUAUAAAAAAUAGUAAAACACUGCAAACUUGACCCGUUUUAAAGUGCAAUAUUUUAUUUUUGUAACUUUUAACAAAAUGACGGACUCAGUACUUAAUGAUGUGAAUGUGGAUAUGUUACACAAAUCUCCGAGGCACCCCGGUGGGUCCAUGGACACGGAAAUGGCAAAACGGCCAAUACCCGAAACCUCAAGCAGAAGCAACGAUUAUGUCUAUGUAAACAGUGCGUAUACCGGAAGCCUGAACAGUGUUAAUACAAAUAUAAGAACUGACCCUCCGACUAGCGUAGUUCGUGAACAAUACUGCGUGUGUUCAAAAUGGCCUGUCGGGCAGCGCGUGCUAGCUAUAGCAGUAGGUGCACUCGUGGGGACUGUCAUCGGGCUCAUUGUCAGUGUAAUUCUCCUAGGAACAGAAAAUGGGAACAAAGUCGGCUUUUUCAAAUAACCUCUUCAAUAAAACGGAAGUAUGUCAACUUGGUCUACAAACUACCGUCCGGCUUUAAAUAUAACUUUCGUACUUUUCGUAGUACAAUUAAGGGUUUAAAAAAUUAUACCCUAUAGUUAGUGGAUUUCGUUGUGCUCUCAAGUACACAACGUAAACCCUUUACUACUACUAGGGUCUAGUAAUAGGGCCUUGCUUCAUCUUCUUGAACGUCCUGAAAUAGAACGCUCAGGGGUACGACUUGGUAUGACGUCACAAAACUAAAAAAAAACUAGCUAAUAAGAUACUUAUCAUUCAUAUUAAAAAAUCUCAUAAAGAAACAUGAAAAUUUACAUAGGUAAGUGAGCUUUUAAUAAAGAGCGAAAUUUUCGCAGCACGGCAGUGUGCACUUAGCCUAAGUGCCUAAUCGUAAUUUAAAAAAUAUUAUAAGUUUCUCUUUGUUAUUGAUAAUUAACAAAUUUUAAUCAAUACGAAUUCGGUCCUAAAUUGAUAACUUACACUACAAAGUUGUCCGCAAUAUCAUAAUUGGGAAUUCAAUAAUUGAUUAACUUUUGUUAUUUCUCUAAAAAUUACACUAACAAAGGUAGUCGAGAAAUGCAGAAUAUUAGUCAAAGACGGUUUCUGAACAACACAGACCUGCCCUGCAGGUCGCCAAGCCUCCGUUCGGCCGUCAAUGGACUUGCUGAAUGAAAUGAAAACAUCGACCCGUCGCCAUUGUUAUAGUAAUUUAUAUUUAAAAAAAAAGAAAACGUUCAAUACGAAUGACACCACCUACUCUAACUGCACGUUACUUAAUCUUAGUUUAAUUAUUUAAUUUAGUUGUGCUAAAAGAAAGCUCUCCCAUCCAUGAAUGUUUGUACUUUUUAAAAAUUAUGACUGCUAUUUGGAUGAUAGUGUUAAGGAUACAUGAACAAUUAUGUUAAGACUGAAUAUUCGAAGAUCAAU